AUGCCCGCUCGUUUCUGCAGGAACUGCAGUAAUCUUCUCUAUCCUCAGGAGGACAAAGAGUACUUUCUCCGGGAACGACGUCGCCGUCUGCUGUACGUGUGUCGAACGUGUGCGUACCGAGAGGUGGUUCAGAACCUCGCGGAACCCGUGCAUCGUCACGUUGUGCACCACUCGGCUAGCGAAAAGACUACCGUGCGUUUGGAUGCACCAUUAGAUCCGACGCUGCCGCGGACACAUCACGUGACUUGCGCCAAGUGCGGCCACCACGAAGCGGUUUACUUUCAGUCUCCGGUGGGGCGCAACGACGAAGCACUCGUACUGGUGUUCAUCUGCGUGCACUGCAAGAAUACGUGGCUGUCUUCGGACGAGCAGUAG
Cyanidioschyzon merolae strain 10D is the source of this 375-nucleotide messenger RNA. RefSeq names its product probable RNA polymerase II subunit I. Gene Ontology annotation, biological process: DNA-templated transcription; transcription-coupled nucleotide-excision repair; maintenance of transcriptional fidelity during transcription elongation by RNA polymerase II. Gene Ontology annotation, molecular function: nucleic acid binding; zinc ion binding; DNA-directed RNA polymerase activity. Gene Ontology annotation, cellular component: RNA polymerase II, core complex. The transcript has a single exon. Bases 1 to 375 code for a protein of 124 amino acids. NCBI's taxonomy places the organism in Eukaryota, Rhodophyta, Bangiophyceae, Cyanidiales, Cyanidiaceae. The record is from RefSeq and is a predicted model, not a curated record.